Messenger RNA from Scheffersomyces amazonensis, 756 nucleotides. RefSeq names its product U2 snRNP complex subunit. NCBI's taxonomy places the organism in Eukaryota, Fungi, Ascomycota, Pichiomycetes, Serinales, Debaryomycetaceae. The transcript has a single exon. Gene Ontology annotation, cellular component: nucleolus; U2 snRNP; U12-type spliceosomal complex. The record is from RefSeq and is a predicted model, not a curated record. Bases 1 to 756 code for a protein of 251 amino acids. Gene Ontology annotation, biological process: positive regulation of mRNA splicing, via spliceosome. Gene Ontology annotation, molecular function: RNA binding.
AUGGCUAAUGUGUUCAGAAGAUUGGCUGAUUCAGAUAGAAAUGUUCGAGCCUCAUUAUAUUUUGGAAAUUUGGAUCCUGAAGUUACUGAACUUUUGAUGUAUGAAUUAUUUAUUCAAUUUGCUCCAGUACGAUCUUUAAAUAUGCCAAAGGAUAGAGUAUUAAAGACUCAUCAAGGAUUUGGAUUUGUAGAAUUUAAAUCAGUUGAAGAUGCAGAUUAUGUAUUAGAAAUAUUACGAGGGAUAAGACUUUAUGGUAAAAUAGUUAAAUUAAAGAAGUCAGAUACACCAAAGAUAACCAGUAGUACUAAAGAUCAAUCUAUUGGAGUAAUUAAUCAAGAAUUAAUUAGUAAUAAUUAUAUUGAUAUAGGAGCUCAAUUGUUUAUUAAUAAUCUUAAUCUGUUAAUUGAUGAACAAUUUUUAAAAGAAACAUUUUCAAAAUUUGGAACCCUUAUAAGGAAUCCAACAAUAGCGAGAGAUAAUAAUACAGGAGAAUCUAAAGGGUACGGAUUUCUUACAUUUGAUGAUUUUCAAACGAGUGAUUCAGUUAUAGAGAAAAUGAAUGGUGCAAUAUUAAUGAAUUCCAAAAUUCAUGUUUCAUAUGCUUUUAAGCAAGAUCCAAUUACUGGUCAAUAUACUAAUGUACGACAUGGAGAUAAAACAGAGAGAUUAUUAGCUGAAAAUGCUAAAUCCAAUAAAGUUAUAGGAUCUAAAUCCAAGAAGAAAUCCAAGGUUCAUAAGCCAAAACUUAAAAAAUAA